CCACGUGGUCCCCUUAUGAAACCGCCUCUUUGUAGCUCACUGGGUCUUCUUGCCAUUACCGGUAUGUUUGUCGCUUCAAGCCUCUGCCUUUUUCCUGUUCGUACACACAGACCACAGCUCCUCUUCCUCGCUUCUUUCCUUCUACGCUCUGGAAAAGACCUGUUUCUCUCUAACCCUUGGCUCUGACUUUUGAGAAACCCCGAAACCCUAGACACGCAUUUUCUUCGCAUUCAGCAUUUCCGCGGCUUCUUGGUCAGCUCAAGAAGCUCAAGCUUUCCAUCUUUUAUUCCAUUGAGGUACUGUUUAAUUGCCCGGAAAGCUACAUGUCCCGUUAUCGAUUACCUAUUACCUCGCUCUUUGGUCUGAACUUCAUCUACAGUGCCUGAAGCCUGUAGGAAGUCUGGUUCUUCCAAGGUUUCUGAGAAGGAUAAUUUUUUUUCAAGGAUAGUUAAAGCACAAUUCAUGGCUUGGGAUCUUUGGAGUUCAUCAUAUGCUCAAGUCGUGCAAGACGGCAAUUGCUCCGAAUAUACUGGAUGGCAAUGUGACUUUUACUUUGGUUGUGGUUAUGAUGUGAUUGAGGAAGAUGCCUUGAAUGAGAAAUCUUGCAUUGAGGUUUUGAGAAUUUUAAUAAGAAGGGAAGAUAACGAACUUGAGGAACUUGGGAAAAAUUUAUUAUCGCUUCAGAGUGAAUUAGCCUGUGCUGAACAUGAAAAAUGGUCUGAAUUGUGCUUUAGUGCUUUGAGUGAAAAGAUCAACUGGCUUGAUAUUUCUCUAAGGACUUUGAGAAAUGGUCAUGCUAAUGAUUGUGGGACCCAGCCAUUAUUACAAAAUAAACCUGCCGAGACACUUCAUGAAAUACUGAAGGCUUUGCAAAGAGAGUACUGUCAAGAUGCAUAUGACCAGGAAUUGCUUGCAAAAGCUUGUGUAAGAGGUCCUAACUUGAGGGCUAUUAGCUGUGCAUCUGGCCAUUCUGAUGGAAUGAAAUUAUCAGACGCAUCAAAUUUGCAAGUUUCUGGAAAUGAGGAAGACAUAAGACAACUUGUUACCAAAGACACAGGUCAAGUCCCUGAUUUAUCUUUCUGCAAAUGCCUGGAAAAUGCUCCAAAAGAAGCCGAGAUUGUGCAGGAAAGAAAUGCCAUUGUCGAAUAUGAUAGCACAUAUGCUUCUACGGUUGCAGCCGACACCAGGGGCAGGGAAAAGUGUCUUGGUUCCAUACUGAGUGAUUCACAACAAUCCAAAAGUGGAAAUUCUGACUUAGAUCAAAAGCCAAGUGAUUUUGCUUCAGAAUCUGAGAGAAGAGCUUGCAAGAAAGAAAUAAAUGUUCUGGAUGAAGACUUGGACUGCAUGAAACCUCUGCAAGUGGUUUAUCCUCAAGAAUCGUUUCUUCCUGAUAAUGAAUUGUCCUCUUCGAAAGGGGAUAAUGAUAGAAAUCCUCCACAAGCAAUGAACACUAAAAAUGCAAGCCUUGUUCCUGAGAAGCUGCAAACCAAGAUCAUCCCAUACAGUAGAUCACGGCUGACAGAUGAAGAGAGAUCACAAGCACGUGGCCGCAAAUCUGAAACUUAUGCGAAUCUUACCAAGUCCAGUAUGAGCUUGCCUUCCAACCAAAAACAUCAGUGGAAAAGGAAACCUGAUUUUGCAUUUUCUGAUAGAGAACAAAGUGACAGUCCAAUAAAACUUCGUCCCAAAUCAUCGACAAUUUUAAUAUCCGGGGGGCAGCAGAAAUCCAGCACCAGCAUUAUCAGCAUUGAUGAGGUCCGUUCAAAUAAGCCCCUGGUUAGGAAAAUUGCCCAGAGAGAAGUGCAGCCUAGCCAGCAUGAAACAGGAGAGAAUGCUAUUGUUCCUUAUGACAGCGAAUUUUCUGAGUUACAAAAGAAAAGAGAAGUAGACGCUCAGACCUCAGUUUUGCAGCUUGAUAAGCUUAAGGACUUGAAGAUGAAUGACCUGAGGGCAAUUGCCAAGCAGCACAAUGUGAAAAGGUACUAUAAACUUACUAAAGCAGCUUUGGUUGAACUAUUAAGGGAACGACUCAGCGGCGGGUGCUGAAUUUUACAAUCGGGUUAUCUUUUUGGCCAUGUUCAGAUCUUCUGUAAAUUUUGGAAGGGCUUGACUUUGUUUUACGUAGUUAUAAACAUUCCAUAGGCAAAUCAGGGUGCAAUGUGACAGGAUAAUGUACAGAAGAAUGCCCCCUCCCCCCCAACCCUCUUUUUCCCGGUAAUUAGAGGAUAACAUUGACAGGAGGGGAUAACAUACGCAUUCUUCCGCGGCCGCGCUGGAUAGUCACUGUGCCCUCAUAGGAGGCUUAAAAGUCCGUUAAAUUUGUGAGCUCAUUAGCUCAUGGCAGCAAUGAGCAACAUGAAAUAAUUUUUUUUUUAAAAUGGCAGUUAAGUAAUUAUCUUUAUUUUAU
Molecule: messenger RNA, 2407 nt
Organism: Prosopis cineraria
Lineage: Eukaryota; Viridiplantae; Streptophyta; Magnoliopsida; Fabales; Fabaceae
Exons: 6
Coding region: 463-2046 (527 amino acids)
Biological process (GO): DNA-templated transcription termination
Source: RefSeq, a predicted model, not a curated record